AUGGCAGCUACGACGUUGAAGGGCCAGCCCCUUGACCGCCCCGUCCUCGAUUCUAUGCUCCGGCGACGAAUGUUUUACACUCCUUCCUUCGAGAUUUAUGGUGGGGUUGCUGGUCUGUACGACUAUGGCCCACCUGGUUGUGCCCUGCUGGCGAACGUCACUGAUAUCUGGCGCAAACACUUUGUCUUGGAGGAGGAUAUGCUGGAAGUGGAUUGUACAGCCUUGACACCCGCUGAGGUCCUCAAGACAAGUGGGCACGUGGACAAGUUUGCCGACUGGAUGUGCAAGGACCCAAAGAACGGCGAGAUUCUAAGGGCGGAUCACUUUGUGGAAGAGGUCUUGGAGGCAAGGCUGAAAGGCGACAAGGAGGCUAGGGGUGUCAAGAUUGAAGAGAAGGAGGAGGACCCCAAAAAGAAGAAGCGGAAGGUCAAGGCGACCACGGCUGUCAAACUUGAUGACGCGGUUGUUAAGGAAUAUGAGGAAGUAUUAGCAAAGAUUGAUAACUACAAUGGCGAGGAACUUGGUCAGUUGAUCAAGAAGUACGAGCUUAAGAACCCCAAUACCGGCGUCGAACCCUCCCCACCUGUGGCCUUUAACCUCAUGUUCCAGACUUCUAUCGGUCCAAGCAGCAACGCGCCAGGUUACCUUCGACCCGAGACCGCACAGGGCCAGUUCCUUAAUUUCGCAAAACUCCUCGAGUUCAACCAACACCAAAUGCCAUUUGCAUCUGCCUCCAUUGGCAAGUCAUUCAGAAAUGAGAUCUCUCCCCGUGCCGGUCUUCUGCGUGUCCGCGAAUUCCUGAUGGCUGAGAUUGAGCACUACGUUGAUCCUGAGGGUGGCAAGAAGCAUGCCCGCUUUGACGAGGUCAAAGACGUUGAGCUUGUCCUGCUAAACCGACAUACGCAACUGGCUGGCCAAACACAUGUAGAGAAGGUCUCUAUUGGCAAGGCUGUUGCAGAUGGCACUGUGGACAACGAGACCCUGGGCUACUUCUUGGCACGUAUUCAGCUCUUUUUGGAGAAGAUCGGUGUCGACCAGUCGAAACUCAGAUUCAGACAGCACAUGGCUAAUGAGAUGGCUCAUUAUGCUGCCGACUGCUGGGAUGCUGAGCUUCUUACCAGCUAUGGCUGGGUUGAAUGUGUUGGCUGUGCGGAUAGAAGUGCUUAUGAUCUUACUGUUCACGCUAAGAAGACUGGCGCACCACUAGUGGUCCGACAAAGACUAGAGAAGCCGAUCAGUGUCGAGGAAUGGCAGAUCGAGCUGGACAAGAAGAAGUUUGGCCCUCAUUUCAAGAAAGAUGGCAAGACUGUCGAAGCUGCUAUUGAAGCCCUCCCGCAAGAAAAGCGCGAGGUUCUUGCAAAGGAGCUCGAGUCAACUGGCAAGAUCAUCAUCGAUGUUGAAGGUGUUGGUAAUGGUAAGGUUGAGGUUAGCAAGGACUUGAUCGUUAUCGAACGCCGCACACGAGUCGAGAACACAAGGGAGUUCACUCCCAAUGUCAUUGAGCCCUCUUUCGGUCUUGGCAGAAUUCUCUACGCCCUCAUCGAACAUAACUACUGGACUCGUGGUAGUGAGGGUGGUGAUGAAGCACGUGGUGUUCUCUCUUUCCCACCACCGGUCGCGCCCACCAAAGUCCUGCUCGUUCCUCUUUCUUCCCACGAGAGCUUCAAACCUCUUCUUAAGCAUAUGUCCAACAAGCUUCGUACCUUGGGUGUCUCUAGUCGAGUUGACGACUCGUCAGCGUCAAUCGGCAAGCGAUAUAGUCGAAAUGAUGAAUUGGGUACUCCUCUUGGUAUCACGAUUGAUUUCCAGAGCGUCAAGGACAGUACCUAUACCCUCCGGGACAGGGACUCGACGAAGCAGGUCCGUGCAGACGAGGACAAGAUUUUGGCAGCUAUCAAAUCAUUGGUCGAGGGCACGAAGGUUUGGGCUGAUAUCGAAAAAGAGUUGCCAGCAUUUGAAGGGCAGGAUGCGGAAGUUCCUAUUCGCUAA
Molecule: messenger RNA, 1989 nt
Organism: Amorphotheca resinae ATCC 22711
Lineage: Eukaryota; Fungi; Ascomycota; Leotiomycetes; Helotiales; Amorphothecaceae
Exons: 3
Coding region: 1-1989 (662 amino acids)
Biological process (GO): mitochondrial glycyl-tRNA aminoacylation
Cellular component (GO): cytoplasm; mitochondrion
Molecular function (GO): glycine-tRNA ligase activity; ATP binding
Source: RefSeq, a predicted model, not a curated record